CGGCCGGCCAGACGGCACCUGUAGCUCCCCCGGGCCGGGUCGGUCGACGCCGUGCCCGCACCGGUCACCAUGCUACCAAACCAGGUGGUGCCGGCGCCGACCACCCAGCAGCCGCAGCCGCUCGGCGUCGGCCCGUACACCACCGUCACCGGCCAUGCGGUGAUGCUCACUCCUCAGCCGGCCAUGUUGAUACAGAACACCGUACCCGGCUGUCCAAGAGGCUUGGAGAUGAUGGCGAAGACCGGCCAGCUCAUCAUUCAACAAAAGCCACCCGAUUCGACUCUCCUGGAAGACAUUCUUAGCGAGGUGACCGACUUCGACAAAGGUUUGGAGGCGAACAAGUACUCGAUAAGCACUCCAUCCGGUCAGACCGUCUACUGGGCGGCCGAGGAGAGCGGCUGCUGCGACCGAAACUGCUGCGGCCGCGGCCGAUCGUUCCGAAUGAGGGUCGUCGACAGCCAACACGGCGAAGUGCUCUUACUGGACAGGCCACUCAGGUGCUCGUGCUGCUGCUGCUUCUGCUGCCUCCAGGAGCUGGAGGUCUCCUCCGGCGGGGUGCUCCUGGGCACCGUCACCCAGGAGUUCUCCGUCUUCUACCCCAGCUUCAGCAUCCGCGGCCCGGACGGCGACGUUCGUCUGCAGAUCACCGGCCCCUGCUGGGGCUGCGGCUGCUGCAGCGACAUCGAGUUCCCGGUCAUGUCAGCCGACGGCCGGCGUCAGGUCGGCAAUCUCACCAAACGCUGGAACGGCAUCGGCAGGGAGCUGGCGAACGACAGCAAGACGUUCAGCGUCAGCUUCCCCGACUUUGCCGAUCCGGCCACACGAGCCACCCUGUUCGGAGCCACGAUCCUCCUCAGCUACGUGUUCUUCGAGAAGGAUAACAUUCAGCAGCCCUCCUAAGGGUAGAGGGCGCUGUUUGAGGUGGCCACCCACACCUGUGGUCGGCAGCAUGAAGAUCCCUCCAGAGGAAACAAUAUUAUAUACAGGGUAACAAUCGCAGCCCCGCGAUGGCACUCAUUCGUUGAGUUGUUGCUGGCCAUACGGGUAACAGCAACGCAUGUUAACACGUUUAAAACUUAUAUUACCUCUGAACGCUGUUACCAAGACCCUAAAUACAGCUAACCGGCUAUAUA
Molecule: messenger RNA, 1133 nt
Organism: Amphibalanus amphitrite
Lineage: Eukaryota; Metazoa; Arthropoda; Thecostraca; Balanomorpha; Balanidae
Product: phospholipid scramblase 2-like
Exons: 4
Coding region: 70-900 (276 amino acids)
Biological process (GO): plasma membrane phospholipid scrambling
Cellular component (GO): plasma membrane
Molecular function (GO): phospholipid scramblase activity
Source: RefSeq, a predicted model, not a curated record